CGGGGAGCGUGACGCGAGAGGUUGCCAUGGCAGCACCGCCGCCUCAGCUGCGGGCCGAGGUGGUCCCAUCGUCAGGCGGACCGGCUGGAACUGGCACUCGCCCCCUCCGCCGCCCCCGCGGCCCAGCAGUCCAGCACCGCAGAGGCCCCGGAGAUUCCAGGGGAUCUGACAGCCUCUUCUGUCCUCCGUGGGCACUGCAUGAUACAGGUGGAGAGUAGAAGAAAACAUCCCAUAUCAACUUCUGGACGGACGGACACACACCUCUUCAUCCUCCCACCACACACAAAAGAACCACCCUUAAAAAGAGGAAAUGGAAGGUUGGGAGUGUGUUGCUGACCUCCAGGAACAAUACUCUAAUUUUUGCUCAGAAAACUUCCGGAAAACUAAGCCUUUUAUAUCGAGUAUACUCCAAGAAAUGGAUGAAGAAAUUAAAAAGGGAAAGAAAGAAGGAAUCCUAUUAAACAUUGCUGGUAACAAUCACUUGGUCCCAGUAGAAAGACUAACAGGUGAAGACUUUUGGCUUGUUUCCAAAGUUUUGCAGAAUCAGUCAUCUAUCAGUGUUUCUGUUCAUCUCUCUCCUUCAGGUAUGGAUGUUAGAUAUAACACCAUAGGUGAUACUGGUGCGUACUAUGCUGCAAAGCUGCUUCAGAAACAACCAUGUAUCACUUACUUAAACCUUAUGUUUAAUGAUAUUGGGCCUGAAGGUGGAGAAUCGAUUGCUAAAGCACUACACAAGAAUAAAACUCUCAAGUACUUGAGAAUGACUGGAAAUAAGAUUGAAAAUAAAGGUGGCAUGUUUUUUGCUUCAAUGCUGCAAAUUAACUCAUCCUUAGAGAAAUUAGAUCUAGGGGACUGUGAUCUGGGAAUGCAAAGUGUGAUAGCGUUUGCUACUGUACUAACACAAAACCAAGCAAUCAAGGGAAUAAACCUAAACCGACCUAUAUUAUAUGGAGAAGAGGAAGAGUCUACAGUCCACAUAGGGCAUAUGUUGAAAGAAAAUCAUGUCCUUCUUGAACUACAUAUGUGUAAACACGGUAUAAGAAACUAUGGCAUACAACAGUUAUGUGAUGCAUUGUAUCUGAACAGUAGCCUCCGCUACCUUGAUGUCAGCUGCAAUAAAAUAACUCGUGAUGGAAUGGUGUACCUGGCUGAUGUACUGAAAAGCAAUACUACCUUGGAAGUAAUAGACCUUUCUUUUAACAGAAUAGAAAACACAGGAGCAAAUUACCUCAGUGAAACUCUCACUUCACAUAACAGGAGUCUUAAAGCAUUGUCUGUAGUGAGCAACAAGAUAGAGGGAGAAGGGCUUGUUGCACUUUCAAAAUCAAUGAAAAUAAACCUCACGCUAUCUAAUAUAUAUAUUUGGGGAAACAAAUUUGACAAGGCUACAUGUAUGGCAUUUUCAGAUUUGAUGCAGAGUGGCCGGCUACAGCCAGACAAUACUGAUGUGGAGCCCUAUGUGGUGGAUGGACAUGUCUACCUUGCAGAAGUCUCCAAUGGCCUUAAAAAGCAUUAUUACUGGACACCAUCUUACGGAGAUGCGUAUGCCCCCUCAUCCAGUGCAGGCUUUGCUCUUGUUCCAGUUGGUCAACAUCUAUAAGAAACAAGCUUGAGAAUUGUUUUCAUGCCUUUUAAUUUUUAUUUCUUUUUUUUUUUUUUUUGAGACAUGGUCUCACCAUGUGGCCAUGGCUGGCCUAGAACUUGAUAUGAAGACCAGGCUGGCUUUGAACUCAUGGAGAUCCACCUGCCUCUGCUUACUGAGUGCAAGCAUUAAGGGGCACAACACCAUGCUCAACUGUCUCAACAUUUUCAGAGAUUAAUAUCUGAUAGCCUGUUUUCUUUCUUUCAUAAAUUAGAACAAGUUACUUUUAUCAAAUGUGCAAAACUGUAUAGUUGCCCCUUGUAAAAAAACAAACAAAAAAACCGUGGUUCUUAAUAUAAAGACCCAAAAAGGAUUUUUUUGUUGUUUUUAAUCAGGGUCUCCCUGUAGCCCCUGCUGCCCUGGAACUCACUCCAUAGACCAGGCUGGCCUGGAACUCACAGAGAUCCACCUGCUUCUUUUUAUGAGAAACAAAAACAAAAACCAGACAGUGAAGCAGCAUGCAAGUAAAGGUCGCACCAGACAUCUUAGUGUAAUAGUCUUACAAAGUGGUAGAAAGGUUUCAGUUGGCAAAUUCCCAGUGAUUUCAAGAGGUUCCAAAGUUCAGCAGUUCAAAAAGUAUUCCACAUAGUCUUUUUAAGGUAUUAUAGAUCGGUGUCAAUGACAAUUUCAUGAAAACAGGCAAAUAAAAACCUUCCUCUCAUAGAUAAUCAUUGUCCUGAUUUUAUAUAACCUUUCUGUGUCUGACUACUUGUGCAAUAUUAGUACAAUUCACUCAUGUUAUCUUAGGAGCUAUAGUUGAAUUCAUUUUUCAUUGCUUUGAAGAAGCAGUCCGUCAUACGCUGGGUAAGAGUCUACAGUAUUCUGGAAAGACAUGGCCUUUCAGGACAAGACACAGACGUUCAAAUAACUCUUAGUAAUGCAGUUUGCUUUCUAAGGCUUCCGUCUAUUCCUGUGUGCUAUAGCAGGGCCCAGGAGUGCAUAUAUUUUUGCAAGGGAGGAUUUAGCAGACAGCUGGAGGGAAGGCACAUAAGCCUACCUGAGUCUGCAGUGGGAUGGAAUGUGCCAAGCUGCACUUAGACCUACACUGCACUGCUUACACAGAGAUGCAGCUGAUGGAACCUUAGUAAAUGGUCCACACCCAAGAGAACUGAGGUGAGGCCAGUUUAGCCCAGAACUACCAGCUCUGACAAUGACAAGGGCAGGAAAGGCCUGAUGACCUUACCUGCCACAGAGGCUGGCAGAAUGCUCAGACCCAUUCAUUCUGAUGCCAUCAUGUCAUGUACUCCCCCUGCCCCCAUAUCUGGAUGUCAUCAGAGAUAAAAGGCAGGAAGACAGCAUUCUUCCAAAAGAUGAGCAGGAGAGGAGGUUUCCAACCAGCUAAGAAGCUAAUUUUCUCUAGACUUCCCCUUAGGUAGGGGAUAUGUAAGUUUCCUAGGAAACUCUGCUCCCUCUACAUGUCUUAAUUAUGCACACAUCUACAGCCUCUUACACAACUUUCUUCUAUUUACCUCUUGGUCAUCAUCUUUUAAGACUCUCCUUAAACAGAACUGAUUACAGUCACAGAUCAUGCUCAUUUUACAGUGCUUCAAAUCUGAAAGCAGCAUCCUGUUUACCUUCCACACUCUCAUUUUCAUAUUGAGACUACUUACUGUAUCUUUCUGUUGGUUUGAGACAAGAUCCCAUCUGAAAGACCAGUUCUCUCUUACUUAUAACUUCCUGUAGACUUCUGCUUCCCCCACUGACUGGGCCAAUUCCAAAGGACCUUUUCCUUUACAUACGUAUCUUACUUGACAUCACAUGCUGCAUUUCAUAGCUCAAAUUCUUGAGAUUCUGACCAGCUGUCUGGCCUAAGAACUGCUUCUCCCCGGUAAGGCAAUUCAGUCAGCUGGGGUCACAAGUACAGAAUCAUGUUACAAAUGAGGCUGGCUAACGUCAACAACUGUGGUACAUGUGACGUCAUGGGUUAUAAAUCUGUCUAAGACACUCCUUCCAGGGACUAUUUCAAGUAUGUCAGCAUGGAUGCAUUGACUGGGCAUUGACUCUUGCUUCUCAUAGAAUGCUUUUGGCAUUCUGCCUAGCUCGCUCCUCAAUCAGCUGUGUGCAACCAUCAGCCAUCUCAGGUGAUGACCCAGGUGAGCUAGGCCUGUGUCUCCCCCUUCAACUCCUGUCUCACUUCUUCACACUUCCUUUCCUCUCUCAUCUUCCUCUACUUUAUUUAAUACUCAGCAUUUUAACAUGUUUUACUGCUAGUUAGAUUGAUUUUGGCUUUCUCGUGUGACUAUAAGCUUAAGGAGAGGUAGAAAUUAUUUUUGUACUUUUACAUUACACAUUCUGAUUUUAGUAUUUUUGCAACAUAACUAGUAGCAAGAUUUUAUCCAAAUUCAGAGUAUGGUGCUUAUUAUAGCUCCUGAAGUUAAGUACCUGUUUUUGGAAGGUACUAGGUCUAAGUGAUAAGUCUAACUUCUUAAAACACAGUAAGCCUUUCUUCCCUGAAUAGAG
This is a messenger RNA of Nannospalax galili (Upper Galilee mountains blind mole rat), 4102 nucleotides long. It is a transcript of the gene Lrrc34, whose product is annotated as leucine rich repeat containing 34. The record is from RefSeq and is a predicted model, not a curated record. Gene Ontology annotation, molecular function: protein binding. The coding region runs from base 311 to 1600 and encodes 429 amino acids. The transcript has 13 exons. NCBI's taxonomy places the organism in Eukaryota, Metazoa, Chordata, Mammalia, Rodentia, Spalacidae.